AUGUUUAUGGGAACUGACCCUCAUUCCAGACCUGGUUAUGAGUAUAAGAAAGACCGUGCAGUUGCUUCAAUUAGUUUCACCAAGUUAUUUGACCUUGUCAAAGUGAAACACCUCUCUCGCCAUGGUUCAGAUCAUUCUGCUAUCAGCAUCACGUUGGAAGCAGACAUUGAGGAUGUUCCUAAAAAGAGGCAACAUAUUUUCAGAUUUGUAGAAGUCUGGCUGAAGGAUCCAAAGUGUGAGGCUCUUAUUGAAAAGAUGUGGAAAAGUCCAAUUUUACAGGGGCUUGAGAAGCUUCUUAAGGAAGACAUUAGGUGGGAUGUGAAUGUAGAAGAAAUAAAAACCCAGAAGAAUAUUGAAGUUCAACGCAAUGAUUUUCUGAAGAUGGAAGAAAUCAUUUGGCGUCAAAAGAGUCAGGCAGUUUGGUUGCACCAUGGGGAUCGAAACACCAAGUUCUUCCAUGACAAGGCCAACCAAAGAAGUAAUACAAAUACAAUCAAGAAGCUCAAGGAAGAUCAAAUUUUUUGGUGGAAAGGCUACGAUAAGUGCAAGAGACUCCUUAUCAACCACUUUUCUGAGGGUUUUUUGUCAUCCCAUCCCUAUCACAUUGAAGAAUGUUGUGAGUGUGUUAAAGAUACUUUGGCUCCUUAA
Molecule: messenger RNA, 648 nt
Organism: Vicia faba (fava bean)
Lineage: Eukaryota; Viridiplantae; Streptophyta; Magnoliopsida; Fabales; Fabaceae
Source: the annotation of a GenBank genome assembly